UUGAUCAAGGGCUGAUAAGACUCUAUGAUAUGCAUGGUAUCUCAAGUACACCUGAAACGAUAGGCCACCCAUUAGGAUAGAACUCGUCAACGUAGCAGUUUGUAACGCAGCUGCAAUUUAAUGGACGAUUUACCGCCUGAGCCCACUCCGGAUAACGAAUUUUACGAUGGAAAUAUACCUUCGAUAACACAAACCGAUCAGAUUGCAUCAAGACAACGUUCCCAGAAUGCACGAGCGCUACAAGAAGAAGAGUAUGAUACAAACCAUCGGCGACGUGGUAUGGCAAUCAUCUUAAACCAUGAGAAUUUCGAGUUGAUGAGCAAACGCGAAGGUACCAACAGGGAUCGUGAUGCAGCAACAGCGGUCUUAACCAGUAUGCAGUUUGACGUUCGUGUCUACAAUGAUCUUGGUCGUGAUGAGCUUUUCUGCGUGUUGCUUGCUCUUGCCAGUGAGGAUCACUCCGAUUGCGAUUGUUUAUUAGUUAUGCUAAUGACCCAUGGAGACGAUGACGUUUUGUAUGCGUACGAUGGACCUUACAGUGUAGACAAAUUAUGGGAGAGUUUUAUGGGCAACGCAUGCACUACGCUACUUGGCAAGCCGAAGCUGUUUUUCGUCCAAGCCUGCCGUGGAAGCACAUUCGAUAAAGGGGUGAAGUUGGGCUGUCGCGAUUUGGACAGUGACCAUUUCUCAUCGCACAAGUAUGUGAUUCCGACUACGGCCGAUUUGUUGGUGAUGUACUCUUCAUAUAAGGGCCAUGUGUCAUGGAGAAGCCCCAGGGGAGGAUCUUGGUUUAUACAGGCACUAUGCGUGGAAUUGGAAACGAAUUGGAAGCACAUGGAAUUGCUGCAGCUGCUGACGGGCGUUUCGCGAAGAGUAGCUUAUGAUUAUCAGUCAAACGUGCCGAGCAAGGGCAGAAUGGAUGCAAUGAAACAAAUGCCGUCCAUUGUAUCGAUGCUUACAAAGCUGGUUUAUUUUCCUUUAAAGUUGGGUUCAUGAAAAACAAGUUGCAAACAUUCUUGUUGCAUUACACGAAAACUUUGUCUGUAACUCAAGGCCGGGACUGUUACAAAAUUAGUUUUUGAAAAUGAAACACAAGAGACAAUUCACGGUCAAAAUGAAUGAAUUAAGUUUAUUUGUAAGAUUGUAAGUUUGUACGUUUUUCUUAAAUUUUAUUUCUCUUCGUAACGAAAAUGCAAGUAAUAAAUAUACUAGCUUAAAGUAAUGUUAAAACACAA
Molecule: messenger RNA, 1235 nt
Organism: Anopheles gambiae (African malaria mosquito)
Lineage: Eukaryota; Metazoa; Arthropoda; Insecta; Diptera; Culicidae
Product: caspase
Exons: 2
Coding region: 121-996 (291 amino acids)
Biological process (GO): proteolysis; apoptotic process
Cellular component (GO): cytoplasm
Source: RefSeq, a predicted model, not a curated record